AUGGUUAACAAUAAAAUUAAAGUUGAGAACCCCGUAGUGGAAAUGGAUGGAGAUGAAAUGACUCGCAUUAUAUGGCACCUCAUAAAAUCUCAGUUAAUACUCCCUUUUCUGGAGAUCGAUCUUCGUACUUUUGAUCUUUCAAUCCAAAAUAGGGACCUUACCGAUGAUCAAGUUACUUUGGAUGCCGCUUAUGCUACUCUAAAGCAUGGUGUUGCAGUGAAAUGUGCCACCAUUACUCCGGAUGAAGCACGUCUUCGUGAAUUCCAUUUGAAACAGAUGUGGAAAUCACCUAAUGGUACUAUUAGAAAUAUACUUGGUGGAACAGUAUUUAGAGAACCUAUUGUGAUCCCCAGAAUACCCAGGUUGGUCCCUCAAUGGAAAGAACCGAUUAUUAUUGGGAGACAUGCUCAUGCAGAUCAAUAUAAGGCUACAGAAUUAAUUGUACCAGAGAACCACACUGUAAAGAUGGUAGUAGAAUCAAAUAUUGACCCAAAAGAUAGGAAGGAGGUAAUGGUUUUCAAAUUUGGUGAAAAGCAACCAGGUGUGUCAAUGGCUAUGUACAAUACUACCCCAUCCAUUGAAGGAUUUGCUAGAGCUUCAUUUCAAAUGGCAAUAAAGAAGAAAAUUCCUCUUUACUUUACCACAAAAAAUACAAUAUUGAAGAAGUAUGAUGGUACGUUUAAAGAUAUUUUCAUGGAAAUGUACUUGAAUGAAUACAAGGAUGAAUUCGAUAAACUUGGUAUAUUUUAUGAGCAUCGAUUAAUUGAUGAUAUGGUUGCACAAAUGUUAAAAUCUAAAGGUGGAUUUAUAAUUGCAAUGAAGAAUUAUGAUGGAGAUGUUCAAUCUGAUAUCGUUGCACAGGGAUUUGGCUCUUUGGGACUAAUGACUUCAGUAUUGAUAACACCUGAUGGGAAAACUUUUCAAAGUGAAGCUGCUCACGGAACAGUGACAAGGCAUUACAGGUUACAUCAAGCGGGUAAACCAACAUCUACAAACUCUAUUGCCUCAAUAUUUGCAUGGUCUAGAGGGCUAAUUCAAAGAGGCAAAUUAGAUAAUAACCCAGAUUUGGUCAAAUUUGGUGAAUUAUUAGAGCAAUCUACAUUAGACACGGUGCAAAUUGAUGGGAUCAUGACGAAAGAUUUAGCACUUCUUAUAGGACAAGGAAAAUAUGCAACAACUGAAGGAUUCAUCGAUGCUGUAACUAAUCGUAUGAAAAUAGGAUUUGAGAAAAUAAGUCCCACAAGAUGCAAAUUAUGA
Molecule: messenger RNA, 1257 nt
Organism: Naumovozyma castellii
Lineage: Eukaryota; Fungi; Ascomycota; Saccharomycetes; Saccharomycetales; Saccharomycetaceae
Gene: IDP3
Product: isocitrate dehydrogenase (NADP(+)) IDP3
Exons: 1
Coding region: 1-1257 (418 amino acids)
Source: RefSeq, a predicted model, not a curated record